Messenger RNA from Mobula hypostoma (lesser devil ray), 1784 nucleotides. RefSeq names its product cysteine dioxygenase type 1-like. The transcript has 5 exons. Lineage: Eukaryota; Metazoa; Chordata; Chondrichthyes; Myliobatiformes; Myliobatidae. Gene Ontology annotation, molecular function: cysteine dioxygenase activity; ferrous iron binding. The coding region runs from base 206 to 814 and encodes 202 amino acids. The record is from RefSeq and is a predicted model, not a curated record. Gene Ontology annotation, biological process: L-cysteine catabolic process.
AGAAUGCAGGUUCCAUGAGUCAAUUGUUGCCGGCGAUUAAGUAACAGGAGCCAAUUUAAUGCAUUCCGGCUCCGCCCUCUUUUCUAAGGCCCGCCCAUACCUUUGCCCAAACUGUUUAUAAACGUUUCUGCAGCUCCUUCGUCUCACAUUUCGUUUUUGAAUCAGAUCUGCCCACCGAGAGGACAAGAAUCAAGAAGACAGCAAUAUGUCUCAGGUAGAACUCCAGGUACCUCAGACUCUUGAAGCCCUGAUCAAACAACUCCAUAUUAUAUUCUCCAGCGAUAAAAUCAAUGUGGAGGAGGUGAAGACGCUGAUGGAAUCUUAUAAAAGUAACCCCGCAGACUGGUCCAAAUACGCAAAAUUCGACAAACACAGAUAUACUCGCAACCUGGUGGAUGAAGGCAAUGGAAAGUUUAACCUGUUGAUCCUAUGCUGGGGAGAAGGCCAUGGCAGCAGUGUCCAUGACCACUCCAAUGCACAUUGCUUCCUGAAGCUACUUAAAGGAGAGCUGAAAGAAACACAGUUUAAUUUCCCAGAUGCUAAUCAAGAGAACCAAGAGCUGACCAAGAAAUGGUCGAAAACCUUUCAUGAAAAUCAGUGUACCUACAUCAGUGACAAGAUUGGACUGCACCGUGUGGAGAAUGAGAGUCACACAGAGGGUGCUAUCAGUCUUCACCUGUACAGUCCACCAUUUGACAGCUGCCAUUGUUUUGAUGAAAAAACAGGCCACAAGCAAAAGGUCAAAAUGACUUUCUGGAGCCGAUAUGGUGAAAUAAUUCCUUCGGAAACUGCAGAAUCGAAGGAAAACAACUAAGAAAAUGGACUGAGAUAAACUGUGGCAUAAAGGAUCAUCACUGGUGCUUAUGGCUGAAGUCAGAGUGAUUUUGUGAUUUUGUUUGCUCCACAUAGACUUACCUUCUUUAAAUGAAUGACAGAACCCUAUUUUUCAAUGAUCUGUAUAUACAUCAGUUUCAAAUAGCUCUUGCAUUAUCACUUCAAAUAACUUUUUUUAGCUUUAGAUCUUUUAAUUUUACCUAAAAGGUAUCUUUCCAGUUGUGUUCAUCACUGGAGUAUUCACAACUAGCUGACGGAGCCACUUUGUAAGUGGAAAGUUAAAGCUUUGAAAUGUUAAUGCAGAUGUCUUUUAUUUUCCACUACUUGCCUGGUGCAAGUAACUAGACAGGCAAGAUUCUCUCUACUAUCAUAUGGACUGCAACCCACCAUCCAUCAAUAACUGUUUCUGCUUUCAGACAUGAUCUGAAAUAUUAACAAAUAUUCAGUAAUAUUUACAAAUUAACACAUUUUUGUUAAUGCAUCCACUGUGAGAAAUAAGUGACUUACAUCUCAUAACAACAUACAGUUAUAGAGCUGUGCACCAUAGAAAUUGGCCUUUCAACUGCUGAAUGAGAAAUGGAAACAGAUCUUCAGCCAAUUCAGAUUUUCUGCCAGUUUAUCAAUGUUAGGAACAUACAAGUUAUUUUUAAGAUUUUUCAGAGAUUUUUUUUAGAUGCUAUGCUCACCUUUUUUACCAAAAUUCUUUCUUGCACCAAUCUGAAUGUUGUCAGUUGCAGUAACAUACUAUGUUACCAAAGUAUUAUUUCAGCCUGGCUAAUAACCAUUAAAAUGAACAGGCUAACACCCAAUAAAAAGUAUGGACAACUGUGUGCUAUUUACUCGCUAAUAAUCAAACAGCAAUUUCUAAAUUGAUCUGACAAGCCAUCAUAAAAACCUUUCAAAACUCACCAUUCCUUUUAUUGUGAUAUUUACUAAAAGUGAAAAAUAAA